Soboliphyme baturini is the source of this 237-nucleotide messenger RNA. The record is from the annotation of a GenBank genome assembly. NCBI's taxonomy places the organism in Eukaryota, Metazoa, Nematoda, Enoplea, Dioctophymatida, Soboliphymatidae.
AUGCCAACGUACAAACUUUAUUACUUUGAUGGACGUGGACGCGCAGAGCUGUGCCGCAUAUUGCUUGCCUACGGAAAUAUUGAAUAUGAGGAUGUGCGCGUUUCUUCAGAGGAGUGGACGAAACUUAAGCCAACUAUGCCUAUGGGCCAGCUGCCGGUAUUGGAACGAGAUGGCGAUAUGCUGUGCAAAUCACCGGUUAUCGCGCGCUUCCUGGCUGAUACGAUCUGUAAGCAUUGA